This is a messenger RNA of Linum tenue, 1059 nucleotides long. The record is from the annotation of a GenBank genome assembly. NCBI's taxonomy places the organism in Eukaryota, Viridiplantae, Streptophyta, Magnoliopsida, Malpighiales, Linaceae.
AUGACUCUUGCAGUCUUUUCUUGCACGAGCCAGAGAGAGGCUUAUCUGAAAUCGAGGCUUAAAGAAUCUUCAGACCAAUUGGACGCCAAAGAAACUGCUUUGCAGAAGUUCAAUAGCAGUUGUUCAAAGCUGAAUGACUUCCUUCUAGCUCAAACUGAUAGCCUGAAAGCCAAAUUGGCCGAAGCUGAGGACAAAUUAGUCCUUGCUAAUACAGAAGCCUUCACUUUAAGUGAGAAGGUUUGUUUGCUGGAAAAGCAGCUGAAAGAAUCUGAGUGUCAGGAGGAUCAUAGCAUUUUGAAUUCUGAAAUCACACGACUGGUUAGUGAAAAUGAGGAUUUGAUGGUAAAACUGUCGAAAGGAGAAAGUAAAGCCGAAAGUGAAGAAAGAAAGUGCCAGUUACUGACAGAAACGAACAUGGAACUCAAUGAAGAAAUUGAGAUUCUUAAACACAAGUUUGAGAAGGCCAUGGAAAAUCUCAUUGAGGAUCACAAGUUGAAAGUUUGCAAAGCUGAAGGACAUGCAGACAGUGCAGAGGAUAAAUGCAUCAUACUGUCAGAAUCUAAUGCAGAGUUAAAUGAGGAACUCGGGUUUUUGAGGGGUAGACUUGAACGUCUGGAAGCUUACUUGAAUCGUUGUGAGGAGACAAAAUUAGUUGCUGCAAAGGGCAUUAGCUUUCAGAGUAAAGUGGUGACCGAUUUAGUGAUGCAAUUAGCUAUUGAAAGAGAACGUCUAAGGAAGCAGCUUUCGUCUCUAGCAUUAGAGAAUAGAACCUUGUUAACACAGCGGCAGCAGACAGAAGAUGAAAAGCAUUUAGCUACUGAUAAAAAGGAAUCUGAUAUCCUGGCUGGUGGUUCAAAGAGAGAAGACCAGUUCUUACUGCAAUUCCCAUCUUCUCUUGCUGCUGCUAACACAAAUCAUUUGCGAGUUGUGUUCAUGGUAACUGAAUCAAUAAUAGCUGUCUUGCUUGCAUAUGGAAACAUGAAAUGUGUGGCGAUGGUUGGAUGGUGGAGGGUAGUCGGGGAACCAUGUUGGAUGGUGAGACUAAAGCUGGGGCUGUAG